CGGGCGGGCGGUCGCGCUCCCUCCGUGGCCGAGCACUCGGGCGGGCUGCGAGCAGGCGGGCGAGGAUGGAUGUGGCCGUGGACUUGUACCUGGCGGUCCCGCUGCUUUUCACCGUCCUGGCUCUCGUUCUCGCCGCCCUCUUCGUGAGGAUGCGGGCGGGCGAAGGGGAACGGGCGGCCGAGCGGCCCCGGGAGCCGGCGGCGGCGGAGCCGGCCCGGGAGGACAGCCCCGGCGCCGGGGGCCAAGCGGAGGCUGCGGGCUCGGCCGAGGAGCCGCGGGCCGAGGGGACCCGCGUGUCGGUGGAGGAGGUCGGGGCGGGCCAGGGGGCGGCGGCGGAGCCGGGCCCCGCGGCGGCCGGCAGCGUCCCCGGGCAGCCCGCCCAGCCCCGCCGGGAGCCCGGGCGCCGGGAGCACGAGGAGAGCCAGAUGCCUCCUUUGGAUGCCUCAGCUGAGUCCAACCUCGGGCACAUGGGACAAGCAGAGGAUGGAGGUGACCACGAAGUGCUCUCCAGCCAGGUAGAGGAGGAAGACCUGGACUCAGAAAAUGAGAAGCUGGUGGUGAGAGAGCCGGAGGAUGAGGAUGCUGCAGAUGAGACAUUCUCUUUUAAAUACAGUCCUGGAAAGCUGAGGGGAAACCAGUACAAGUCAAUGAUGACCAAAGAAGAACUCGAGGAAGAGCAAAGGAUUGAGCUGACCUCUGAUCUCACAUCUCUGUAGCAAGUACCUUAGGUCCUCGGCCACAAACAUUCUUACAAACCUUUUUGAACUGAAGACUAUAUGAAGUUGUCCCUAGCCUCCUCCUAAAGGCAUCCCUUGGCAUCUUUAAAGGCUUGAGAGAAAUACCAAAACCAACCAAACACACCCAUAAGAGAAAUCCAUAAACCCUCAAAACUUGGGAUCCCCUCUUGGUCUGAAGUUGAGUUCUUCAAAAACUCCUGUGGUGUCAAGUUGAGGAGAUCCUGUUGUGCAGCUCCAUGGACUGGGGCUGGGUCCAAGCAGUGACUUGAGUUGUGUUUGGGGGCCAAGGAUGAAGCUCUCCUCCCUCUCCCUCAAACAGAACCCAAACUGGAUACUAGAGAUGCAGCGAGUCUAUUAGUUGUGUUCAUUAGCAUGUAUUAGGCCUGCCAUGAAAUCUGUGGUGUUCCUUUAUCAGGGUGGGCCAACCAUAGCUCUUGACCUUACACCAGACUAUCAAGUUGUUUCUUCCUGGGGCCAAACUCAUCUGUAUUGCUGGGGGUGGGAACUGCCUACCAUUUCAAAUGUUGUGCAACACUGCUUUAUUCUGAGGGGUGGAGGGACAAAGUGAGGUCCAAGUGAGGGAUGGCAGAUGGUAGCUGGACUGACUCAAAUCUUGCUUCUGUCCUUAUUUUAGCAGAGAGCUGAUUCUGUAGGCAGCCAGAACUCGAGAAUUGGCAGAGAUUGAUAGUUGAGCUGUUCUGUGUGUGGUGGAGGUUCAGGAGACCACACUGUGGCUGCUGUUAGGAUCUGGAUUCUCACUUUUCCCUACUCCAGUUUCCAUGAGGAGAGACCCAAGGAGAUAGCUGUGGCAUCAGAAGUUCCCUCUGGCUCAGGAUGAGAUAGUGAGGGUCCUGGAAGAGGCACCCUCCCCAUUCCUCUGCCUGCUUGCUGUUCCAGUGUCUCUUGCUAGCCCUGUGGCUUGUGCACUGGAGCCAGAGCUCAGCAUUGCACCUCAGCUCUCUCACAUAUAGAAGAUGAAUUUGGCUGGGUGAAGAUACCUGCUUUGGGUUUCAAGUCAAACCCAGCUGGCUUGUGAGAGUGAAAAGAGGUUCUGAGUCCUCUAGCAAUGCUGUAGAAACACCAGGCUGGGUGAGGAUGUGUCCUUCAACGUUUGUCUUUCACUGCAGGACAACUGCCUCUUGGCUAAGGCUGCAAACAUAUCAGAAACACAACAGGCUGCUUUUGGUUCUUUCCUUUUCGAUUCCUAUGCAGACAAUACUUGAAACCUUGUACACAGCUGUCCUUUCCAGCACCUGGGCUUGGCAAAGUUGUAAUAAAAGGGCUCAUUUAAAGAACAGCAGAAGACUUCAGCUUUAGAAGAGGCUGGGUUAUUCCAUCCCAGCGACAACUGCAAGCGGGUUGGGUGGUUUGCAUAUGAAUUCAGGCACAUGUGGAUCCCCUGCUUCAAAGUCCAGCUGGUACAGCCGCUGUCUGCCCUCACUGCUGACUGGCUGGCUGUGUCCCCAGCACCUGACUAUGCAAAGAAUGCCUUAUAUAUACAUUGUGUUGAAGUUACAUGGCAGCAUUGUCCAUCGAGCAAAGUCUAUAGUUUUGAGUCCAGAUUUUUUGCUAGUGGCAGCGAGUCAGAACUAUUUCUUCAACUCCAAUGGCUGUCUGGGUAUUUUUUACUUUUGUUUUGUUUGUUUUGUAUCUGAUGGUGGCUCUUACACAAAGGACUGUAAUUCUAGUGGCUUGAAUCUGUAAAAAUUGCCUUUGUUUGGUCCAAUAAACCUUGGAAUAGUUUA
Messenger RNA from Colius striatus (speckled mousebird), 2482 nucleotides. It is a transcript of the gene MXRA7, whose product is annotated as matrix remodeling associated 7. Lineage: Eukaryota; Metazoa; Chordata; Aves; Coliiformes; Coliidae. Bases 66 to 716 code for a protein of 216 amino acids. The transcript is spliced from 6 exons. The record is from RefSeq and is a predicted model, not a curated record.